Molecule: messenger RNA, 623 nt
Organism: Drosophila arizonae
Lineage: Eukaryota; Metazoa; Arthropoda; Insecta; Diptera; Drosophilidae
Product: oligosaccharyltransferase complex subunit C
Cellular component (GO): oligosaccharyltransferase complex
Source: RefSeq, a predicted model, not a curated record
ACACAACGUCAACAAAACAGCAAGAAACCUACGCCUACGCCGGCUUUUCGAGAGAAACUGAAAAGAAGUGAACUUAAACCAUCAAAAUGCUUGAAACGCUGUACAAUUUGCCCUUCCACAUACUCGUGCCACCCAACGUCAAAGUGCGAAAGUUCUCCAUACCCGUGCCCUCGGCCAUGACCGUCUUUUCCGCUGUGCUGAUCUCCUACUUCCUGGUCACAGGAGGCAUCAUCUAUGAUGUGAUCGUGGAACCGCCCAGCGUGGGCGCCACUGUCGACGAGCACGGACACUCGCGUCCCGUGGCCUUCAUGCCCUACAGAGUAAACGCCCAAUAUAUAAUGGAGGGGUUGGCCAGCAGCUUCCUCUUCACGAUCGGCGGCCUGGGCUUCAUCAUAAUGGACCAGACCCACGCACCAGGCAAGACGAACCUCAAUCGCCUGCUCCUGACUGCCAUGGGCUUCGUCUUCAUCUUGGUGUCGUUCUUCACGACUUGGCUCUUCAUGCGAAUGAAGCUGCCCAGCUAUCUGCAGCCCUAAGCGAAUCAGAUUAAGCAAACAUCCCUUUGACGGAAAUCUCUCUUAUCUAUAUCUAAGUAUUAUAAACUCCAUGUCAUAAUCUCCAAU